AUGACAACUACGGCAACAGAAAAAUAUAUUCAUAUAUCUCCUUAUUUUAUUAUUUAUUUGAAUGCUUUUAUUUCGAUUUUCGGUUUAUUUGGAAAUCUACUCAAUAUAAUUGUAUUUAUUAAUCUUCGAUCAUUUCGUCGUAACCCAUGUGUAUUUUAUUUAAUGAUUGAUGCGAUAGUUAAUAUUGGAUUUUCAAUAACUGCAAAUUCUAAUUCACUUAUUUGGUGUAAAAUAAAAACAAUGUUAAUAAAUUCUUUUAGUCUAAUAUCAAUGUUAAUUACAUGUUUUGCUGCAUUAGAUCAAUUUUUUGCAACAAGUCCUCAUUAUUAUUUAAGACGAAGAAGUACAUUAAAAUUAUCAUAUCGUCUAACGAUAUUAUCUAUUUUUUGUGCAAUUCUAUUUGGUAUUCCAAUUAUAUUGUAUUGUGAUAUUUAUUCAACAGUUGGAUGUAUAAUUAGAAAUUCAAGAUUUUUUUUCUAUUAUUCAUAUAUUCAUGUGCCAGUAUUAUAUGGAAUAUUUCAUAGUUGUAUUUCAUCUCUAUUUGGUUUUUUAGCAUUUCGCGAGACCGAUAAGUCACGUACCUGUUGUCGUAGAAAUGCUAGUAGUACUUGUUAUUGUUGUAACACUAGUACUACUAGUGCUUGUCGUGGUGCUAGUAGUACUGGUGCUUGUCGUGAUGCUAGUAGUACUGGUAGUACGAGUGCUUGUCGUGGUGCUAGUAGUACUGGUGCUUGUCGUGAUGCUAGUAGUACUGGUAGUACGAGUGCUUGUCGAAGAAGUUGUUGUCGUGACGCUAGUAGUACUAGUACUACUGGUGCUUGUCGAGAUGCUAGUAGUACUGGCAGUACUAGUGCUUGUCGAAGAAGUUGUUGUCGUGAUGCUAGUAGUAUUGAUAGCACUAGCGGUUGUUGUAUCUGA
Messenger RNA from Adineta steineri, 918 nucleotides. The record is from the annotation of a GenBank genome assembly. NCBI's taxonomy places the organism in Eukaryota, Metazoa, Rotifera, Eurotatoria, Adinetida, Adinetidae.